This is a messenger RNA of Salmo salar (Atlantic salmon), 1714 nucleotides long. The record is from RefSeq and is a predicted model, not a curated record. NCBI's taxonomy places the organism in Eukaryota, Metazoa, Chordata, Actinopteri, Salmoniformes, Salmonidae.
GUCUCAGAUGGGACAGAGCCACUCAGAGGGAGAGCUGACAACAAUAUCAAGAAACAACAUCGACAACAACAAACAUCGGGGAUGGGCCACUCUCUGUUUCUCCUGUUCUUCUCAGGGCUGUCUGUCCUCCCCUCAUGCCUCUCUCAUCAGUUCCACUUUGUGAACAUCAAUAAAACCUGGACUGAAGCUCAGAGUUACUGCAGACAGAACUACACUGACCUGGCCUCCAUAGACGACAUGGCAGAUAUGAACAGGCUCAAUAAAACAAUAAAGGCUGGGUUAUUAACUGGACCAGCCUGGAUAGGGUUGUAUAACACCAGCUGGAGGUGGUCUCUGGGAGACACAGAGUUAGAGAGGGAGGGGUUUUGGGACAAAAAGCACGGAGAAAUCAACGACCAACCAGAUAAUGACAACAACAAUGAGUUCUGUGUGUGGAUGCGAAAUGGGUCAUGGCAUGAUGCGAACUGUGGUGAACAACAACAUUUUGUCUGCUAUGACACAAAUCUCACUAGUAUGUACAUCCUCAUCACUGAAAAGAAGAACUGGAGUGAGGCUCAGCACUACUGCAGACAGAACCAUACGGACCUGGCCAGUGUGUGGAAUGAAGCAGAGAAUAACACCAUACAGAAGGCCAUACAUAACGUCAUACAGGAAGUGGUGUGGAUCGGCCUGUAUAGAGAGUGGAGGUGGUCUGACCAGAGCGGCUCAACCUUCAGAAACUGGAUGACAGGCGAGCCAAACGGGGCAGAUGGGGAAAGAAAGCACAAAGAGCUCUCUGUGGAAGUUAAGUUCCCAUCUGGAAAGUGGAAUGAUCACCAUUGUAUCACUGAACAUCCUUUUUUCUGCUAUGAUGAUAAGCUGGUCCUGGUCUCAGAGAACAAGACGUGGUCCGAAGCCCUGUGGUACUGCAGAGAACGGAAGAUGGAACUGGUGUCUGCCCACAACCACAGCAUCCAGCACUGGGUCCAACAGAGAGCCAAGAAGGCCUCCAGUCCCUACGUCUGGCUGGGCCUGAGGUACACCUGCACCCUGGACUUCUGGUUCUGGGUCAAUGGAGAAGAGUCCUGCUUCCACAACUGGGCCGACGGGGAGGGUUACAGUACCAGGAAGGAGCAGUGUGGGAACACGGGGGCCAUAGAGAGAAACGGGGGGAAGUGGGUCGGCCUGCCUGAGACCGACAAAUUCAACUUCAUCUGCAGCAAGAGUGAUGAUUACUAAAAACAGACCCUGACAUCUGGACCAGCUGAAUUCUAUAGCCCAACACAUUGUUCCUGAUCUCUGGACCAGCUGAAUCCUACAGCCCAACACAUUGUUCCUGAUCUCUGGACCAGCUGAACCCUACAGUCCAACACAUUGUUCCAGACAUAUUUAGAUUUACAUUGAGUAAGGUGAUGGAUACUCAAUCUUUUAAAAAUAUUUUUAAUAUUUAUUUUUAAUAUUAUUUUAUUUUAUGUUUGUAUAUUCUCUUAUUGAAUUGGAUUCUUACCAUACUCUUAUUAUUUUCUUAUGGAUGCAUUACUGGUUAUCUUAUUACCUAUUUUAUUACUUGUUAAUUCAUUACUGUUUAUCUUUUUACCUAUUUCAUUACUGGUGUCACGUCCUGACCAGUAAAGGGCUUGUUUGUUAUUGUAGUUUGGUCAGGGCAUGGCAGGGGGGUGUUUGUUUAGUGUGUUUUGGGGUUUUUGGGCAAUGUUCUAUGUUAGUGUAUUUCUAU